Molecule: messenger RNA, 1005 nt
Organism: Ostreobium quekettii
Lineage: Eukaryota; Viridiplantae; Chlorophyta; Ulvophyceae; Bryopsidales; Ostreobiaceae
Source: the annotation of a GenBank genome assembly
AUGACAAGCUUGAAGCCCGGCGGUGUGCCCGGAUUCCUGGGGUCCGCACAUGGCCCCGUGCUCCCCUCCAGGGCUUGCACAAGCCGGCGCGACCUCUCCAUAAGCCGGUGGAUGCAAUCCUGCCCGCCUGGCGCCCCGGCGGAGGUCGGGGAUUGCAUGAAUGCCGAAAGCCAACUCGGGGUAGAGGAGGGCAGCGGGCGUGACGGCGCUGGGCCCUGCGCCAGGGAGGGGAAGGUUGUCGAUGCGGAGGCGAGAAGGGUGUACCUGGAGGGCAUGUACCGGAGGGCCGGCCUGGGGCACUUGGGGUCGAUGGGCGGGCGGGUCGUGCCGAUGGCCAUUCAGGUGGUAGAGCCUGAGGUGAAUGAACAGCGGGUGCAGAGCGAGGUCAGCACAGCGCCCAGCGGCGGCAAUGGCGAUGAUGACCCAGACUUCUAUGCUAAUGUGGGCGAUGCACUGCUGACCAUCCGGCAUGAGAUUCCCUUGUUGUUUGAGAAGGACCUGACAUAUGACAUCUACAGGGAGGACAUCGUUUUCAGGGAUCCCAGGAACAGCUUUCAAGGGGUCAGAAACUACAAGAUCCUCUUUUGGUCGCUGAGGAUACAUGGCUGGAUUUUUUUCAGGAAGAUUGGUGUCGAGGUGAAGAGUGUGUGUCAGGUUUCUGAACGAGAGAUAAGGAUGCGCUGGUGCGUCCAUGGCAUCCCCAGGAUACCUUGGGAGGCUGAAGGCAUUUUUGAUGGUGUCUCAAUCUACAAGUUAGACCGGCAUGGGAAGAUUUACGAACAUGAAGUCAGCAACGUGAUCUUCAGGGAUCCCCCAGUCUUUCGCAUUCCACUGCUGGCAAACCUGUCACUUGCCCCUCGACGGGCACGGCAGCCGUGUCCAGGUGCCUGGUCGCUGAGCCUGCUUUACCUGAUCCAGCGCUUCAGCUGGGUGCGGAUGUACCUGGUCGUCCUGAUGUCCAUGCAACUCCGCAACGCCAGCGGCCUGGCCGCUCCAAGUUCGUGA